Molecule: messenger RNA, 1200 nt
Organism: Stereum hirsutum FP-91666 SS1
Lineage: Eukaryota; Fungi; Basidiomycota; Agaricomycetes; Russulales; Stereaceae
Exons: 3
Coding region: 1-1200 (399 amino acids)
Source: RefSeq, a predicted model, not a curated record
AUGCCAGCUGCAUCCCGUUUCCCCGUCGAGCUAGUCGAGCGGUCGAUGAACACGCUGGACGUGACUGACUUCGCCCGAGCCGCGUCGGUAUUCCGUCUAUCUGCUUCAGAUGACUUUGCCGUCUGGCUUUCUGUCGCUCUGGAUCGUAUAUAUAAAGUCGUUGAUUUAUCGGUUCCGAUGAAGCCGAUCACGUGGACAAGGCUUCAGACGUCGGUUUCGAUAUGUCCACAGAACUGGCAACUUGUAGAUGAUCUUCGCAUUGGAUGGACAGACAUGUAUUUCGAUGGGCGCGGAUUCCCCACGGCUGCACGCGCCGCGACGUUGUAUCCCGAAAUUGUCGCAUGCUGCACCCGUUUGAAGAAUCUCGAUGUCAGCAUUACCGUUCCUGGAGGCAUGGGGGCUUCUGACAUGCAACGAUUGCCUUUUUCGUUGCUGUCUCGUACCCUCCCAAGAGAGUGCGCGUUUCGGCUCGAACGCUUCUCCGCCGAAGGGUGGGCUUCAUACCCAUUGUCUGCACCUUUCCUACAGCUCCAUACAUCCACGCUCACCCACAUCGAAAUGAAUCAUUACGGCGCAUGGCCCCUCACGUCCGUCCAUCCAUUGCAUUUCGCCAUAUUGUCCGGAUGGCAAGGUCAGAUGUGUGCCUUGUCGUGGAUUGGAUCAGCCCCGCGGUUGAUCGACAUCACAUUGGACGUAGGGACCGAGGGUGGAUCUGACACAACGGAGUUGGCGUAUCAUAUUCACCGUCUCGACCUUCAUCUCAUCAAGCUGCACCUCGAUCUCGAUAUGCCUAGAGGCCGGAACGUAGACAUUGGACUUCUGUCGCUCAUCGCGAGCACCUGCCCUCUACUGGAGGUCCUUUCCCUCCAGUCAAUGUCAGAGGUGAUCCCGCCCUGGGUCAAUUCAUGGACACAUCAGACACAUCGGGAGGGCAACAUGUCGACGGUGUGCGAUGUUCUCAGAAAGUUGGGGAGGUUACGUGAUGUUGGCUAUCACUAUGGCCUUCCGCAUGAGAAGGACGAGGAGGUAUGCUGGAUACGGAAGAUAGAGGCGGGUUGCGUAGACCUCGUGCGUUGUACUUUCAAAAACAGCGCGUUGGAAUACCGAGAGGGAGGGUCCGCGAACAUCAAUGGAUGGCGGAAGGGUGUCGACGGGGAAUGGAAUUGUAUCGUGAAGACCUGGCCAUGGCGGGAGGAUUGA